CCCCAAGUCUCAGCUUUGAGAACUCCAGCACGUCCGAGUCGCCAACUCGUGCUGCCAUCUUCUUUUCGCAGCUUCAAUCUCCCGAGGCUUUAUUCCUUGUCAAUUCCAAGACAAAGGUCUUCUUCCAUUCUUUCUGCGCGCCAAUUGCCGCUUGGUACCUUGGGGAUCGCCCGUCUCAGGCAGUAAGAGGGAACGUCGUGCAGCCAUGUUACUUGCAAAACCAUGGACAAGCUUGUGUUUGAUGGCGGGGAGCUUGACGGGGGCAUGGGCGCGGUCUGGAGGAUUGACCGAAGAUCCUGAUAUCAAGGCCAUCUCGCUGCGGACACACACCCUCGAGCCUCCAUACCUCGACUCGGAUAUGCAAAGCCGUUGGUGGGACUUUGGCGGAGACACCAUUAUUCGGACUGAUAAGUACAUUCGACUUGCUUCGGACAAGCCCUCGCGCGAUGGCUGGAUCUUCUCGAGAGUCCCUCUCACGGCCACAAAUUGGGAGGUCAUGUUUGAGUUCAAGAUUCAUGGACAAGGAAACCUCUAUGGUGACGGCUUUGCCAUGUGGCUCACCAAGCAGCGCGCACAGCCAGGAAAUGUCUUUGGCCAUACUGACAAAUUCGAGGGCCUCGGCAUCUUCUUCGAUACCUACAAGAAUAACCGACCAGGCACCGUAUUCCCCUACAUCAUGGCUAUGAGUGGCGAUGGAAACACGGCGUAUGACAAGGAUAACGACGGCAAGGCCAACGAGCUUGCUGGAUGCUCGGCUCGCGGCAUUCGCAACGCGCAAAUCGCAACCAAAGCCCGCCUCACGUACUUCCAGGAGCAGUUCCUCCGCCUCGAGAUCCAAUACAAGGCCGAAGACGAAUGGACCAUGUGCUUUGAAAUCCCCAACUUCAAGGUCCCGCCUGUUGCAUACCUGGGCUUCUCUGCCGAGACUGGUGAGCUCUCCGACAACCACGACAUUGCUUGGGUCAGGUCAACAAACCUCUACAAGAAGAGCCCUGGUGCGAUGCCAUCGACAGGAAGCACCGGUGGCAAGACCGCUUCGUCCAUGAGCCGCGAGAGACCUAGCGAGGGAAGCUGGACAUGGACUUUUGUAAAAUUCGUGCUGUUUGGUAUGGCACUAACUGGUGCAUACGUCGGUUUCACCGUCUACAGGGCCAGGCAAAGAGACCGAUUCUAGGGGAAGAAUUCAUAUCUGAAGUUCAGCGGACAGAAAAGGCGAAGCAUCUGGAAACGUCGGAGAUUACAGGUCGAUGGGUGCGUCGAGAUUGGGGAUAAGUACGAUUGGACAGCAUUGUACAGUGUUAGAUGAUGGAGUUGGUGGUGUGAAAACGGCCUGGAAAAGGCCGUGAACCUUGUUUACAGUUCCCUAGCAUGUUUCCGUAUUAUUAUUAUACACCUGGUCUAUACCGAGUCACAAUCGCACAUACAAAAUUCAUUCCAAGUAAAUCUAUUGUCUCCGCUCAUAAUAACAGAUCUCUGCACU
Bipolaris sorokiniana ND90Pr is the source of this 1480-nucleotide messenger RNA. RefSeq lists its product as uncharacterized. The transcript has 5 exons. Gene Ontology annotation, biological process: Golgi organization; endoplasmic reticulum to Golgi vesicle-mediated transport; endoplasmic reticulum organization. The coding region runs from base 206 to 1174 and encodes 322 amino acids. The record is from RefSeq and is a predicted model, not a curated record. Gene Ontology annotation, molecular function: D-mannose binding. Gene Ontology annotation, cellular component: endoplasmic reticulum membrane; COPII-coated ER to Golgi transport vesicle; endoplasmic reticulum-Golgi intermediate compartment. NCBI's taxonomy places the organism in Eukaryota, Fungi, Ascomycota, Dothideomycetes, Pleosporales, Pleosporaceae.